Molecule: messenger RNA, 3024 nt
Organism: Centropristis striata (black sea bass)
Lineage: Eukaryota; Metazoa; Chordata; Actinopteri; Perciformes; Serranidae
Gene: atp2a1l
Product: ATPase sarcoplasmic/endoplasmic reticulum Ca2+ transporting 1, like
Exons: 22
Coding region: 1-3024 (1007 amino acids)
Biological process (GO): intracellular calcium ion homeostasis; calcium ion transmembrane transport
Cellular component (GO): membrane
Molecular function (GO): ATP hydrolysis activity; P-type calcium transporter activity; ATP binding
Source: RefSeq, a predicted model, not a curated record
AUGGAGAACUCACACACAAAAGUACCGGCAGAAUGCCUGACUUACUUUGGAGUGAAUGAAAACACCGGUCUCACUCCCGACCAGUUCAAGAAGAACCUGGACAAGUAUGGCUUCAAUGAGCUGCCCGCUGAGGAGGGUAAGAGCAUCUGGGAGCUGAUUGUUGAGCAGUUCGAGGACUUGCUUGUCAGGAUCCUGCUUCUGGCUGCCUGCAUUUCUUUUGUGCUGGCCUGGUUCGAGGAAGGUGAAGAGACCGUCACCGCCUUCGUGGAGCCCUUCGUCAUCCUUCUUAUCCUCAUCGCUAAUGCCGUUGUUGGAGUGUGGCAGGAGCGUAACGCUGAAGAUGCCAUCGAGGCUCUCAAGGAGUACGAGCCUGAGAUGGGCAAGGUUUACCGUUCCGACAGAAAGAGUGUGCAGAUGAUCAAGGCCAGAGAAAUCGUCCCCGGUGACAUCGUUGAGGUGUCUGUUGGUGACAAAGUCCCUGCUGACAUCAGGCUUGUUAGCAUCAAGUCCACCACCCUGCGUGUUGACCAGUCCAUCCUUACCGGUGAGUCUGUCAGUGUGAUCAAGCACACUGAGGCUGUUCCCGACCCAAGAGCUGUCAACCAGGACAAGAAGAACAUGCUUUUCUCUGGCACUAACAUCGCUGCUGGCAAAGCCAUCGGUGUUGCUGUCGCCACUGGCGUCGCCACUGAGAUCGGUAAGAUCCGUGACCAGAUGGCCGCCACCGAGCAGGAGAAGACCCCUCUGCAGGCCAAGCUGGACGAGUUCGGCGAGCAGCUGUCCAAGGUUAUCUCCCUGAUCUGUGUUGCUGUCUGGGCUAUCAACAUCGGCCACUUCAACGACCCCGUCCAUGGAGGCUCAUGGAUCCGUGGUGCCGUCUACUACUUCAAGAUCGCCGUCGCUCUGGCUGUGGCCGCCAUCCCCGAGGGUCUGCCCGCUGUCAUCACCACCUGCCUGGCCCUUGGUACCCGCCGUAUGGCAAAGAAGAACGCCAUUGUCAGAUCCCUGCCCUCUGUGGAGACCCUGGGCUGCACCUCUGUCAUCUGCUCCGACAAGACCGGCACCCUCACCACCAACCAGAUGUGUGUGACCAAGAUGUUCAUCAUCAAGAGCGCUGAGGGCGAGCACGUGAGCCUUGAUGCCUUCGAUAUCUCCGGCUCCAAGUACACCCCUGAGGGCGAAGUUUCCCAGGGAGGUUCCAAGACCAACUGCAGCCAAUACGACGGACUUGUUGAGCUGGCCACCAUCUGCGCCCUGUGCAACGACUCCUCCCUGGACUACAAUGAGGCUAAGAAGAUCUAUGAGAAGGUUGGUGAGGCCACUGAGACCGCUCUGUCCUGCCUGGUUGAGAAGAUGAACGUGUUCAACAGCAACGUGAAGAGCCUGUCCAGGAUCGAGAGAGCCAACGCCUGCUGCUCCGUGAUCAAGCAGCUCAUGAAGAAGAACGUCACUCUUGAGUUCUCCCGUGACAGGAAGUCCAUGUCCGUGUACUGCACUCCCACCAAGGGCGAUGGUGGCGCCAAGAUGUUCGUGAAGGCAAAUUCACCACAAUACAAAAUAAUCAUCCUGUUUUCUCCGCAGGGCGCCCCCGAGGGUGUGAUUGACAGGUGCGCAUACGUUCGUGUUGGCACCAACCGCGUGCCCCUGACCAACGCCAUCAAGGAGAAGAUCAUGGCUGUGAUCAGAGACUGGGGUACCGGCCGUGACACCCUGCGUUGCCUGGCCCUGGCCACCCGUGACACCCCACUGAAGAUGGACGAGAUGAACCUUGAGGACUCCACCAAGUUCGCCGACUACGAGACUGACCUGACCUUCGUUGGCUGCGUGGGUAUGCUGGAUCCCCCCCGUAAGGAGGUCACUGGCUCCAUUGAGCUGUGCAGAGCUGCUGGAAUCCGUGUCAUCAUGAUCACUGGUGACAACAAGGGAACCGCUAUUGCUAUCUGCCGUCGUAUUGGCAUCUUCACCGAGGAGCAGGAUGUUGAUGGCAAGGCCUACACCGGACGUGAGUUUGACGAUCUGCCCCUUCAUGAGCAGGGAGAGGCUGUGCGCAGAGCUUGCUGCUUCGCCCGUGUGGAGCCAUCCCACAAGUCCAAGAUCGUGGAGUACCUGCAGGGUUAUGAUGACAUUACUGCUAUGACUGGUGAUGGUGUGAACGAUGCCCCUGCCCUGAAGAAGGCCGAGAUCGGCAUCGCCAUGGGCUCUGGCACUGCCGUUGCCAAGUCUGCCUCUGAGAUGGUCCUCGCUGACGACAACUUCUCUUCCAUUGUGGCUGCUGUUGAGGAGGGCAGAGCUAUCUACAACAACAUGAAGCAGUUCAUCCGCUACCUCAUCUCCUCCAACGUUGGUGAGGUCGUCUGUAUCUUCCUGACCGCUGCUCUGGGUCUCCCCGAGGCUCUGAUCCCCGUCCAGCUGCUGUGGGUCAACCUGGUUACUGACGGUCUGCCCGCCACUGCUCUUGGCUUCAACCCCCCAGAUCUGGACAUCAUGGGCAAGCCCCCACGUUCCCCCAAGGAGCCCCUGAUCUCCGGCUGGCUGUUCUUCAGAUACAUGGCUAUUGGUGGAUACGUCGGUUGCGCCACUGUUGCCGGUGCUGCCUACUGGUUCAUGUAUGACGUCGAAGGCCCAGGUGUCACCUACUACCAGCUGUCCCACUUCAUGCAGUGCCACGAUGAGAACGAGGACUUCGCCGGCCUGGAUUGUGAGAUCUUUGAGGCUUGCCCUCCCAUGACCAUGGCCCUGUCCGUGCUGGUCACCAUUGAGAUGUGCAACGCUCUCAACAGCUUGUCUGAGAACCAGUCUCUGCUGCGCAUGCCCCCAUGGAGCAACUUCUGGCUGCUGUCCGCCAUGACUCUCUCCAUGUCCCUUCACUUCAUGAUCAUCUAUGUUGACCCUCUGCCCAUGGUCUUCAAGCUGACCCACUUGAACGUCGAUGAAUGGAUGAUGGUCCUGAAGCUUUCCUUCCCCGUCAUCCUCAUUGAUGAGGUGCUGAAGUUUGUCGCCCGCAACUACGUUGAGUGUAAGUAA